Molecule: messenger RNA, 1391 nt
Organism: Triticum urartu
Lineage: Eukaryota; Viridiplantae; Streptophyta; Magnoliopsida; Poales; Poaceae
Source: RefSeq, a predicted model, not a curated record
GCUCGUAGGGAUAGGAUGUGCGUGCGUGCGUUCAUGAGGACGAGUGUAUGCUCAUAGGGGCGUCCUUCCUCGGCAUCCUCGUCGCCGGGGCCGGGCAUGCGGCGCAGGAGGCCGCCGCGGGGCUCUCGCCGGCGGAGUUCCGCCUGGCCCUCCCGCGCAGCCGGGAGUUCCUCGAUAUCGACCUGCCCCGCUUCCACCGCGCCACCUCCAUCGAGCUGCGCGGCCAUUGCCUCCGCCUCACGCUGCCGCCACGCCCCGCCGGGUUCCCCGCGCUCCAGAGGCUGUCCCUCUCCGGCUGCCGCGUCGACCUCGCCGACCUGACCCCCCUCUGCCCGCGCCUGCGCGUGCUCGCCGUCAACAUCACAGUCAAAUCGGGGUCGUUGGAGGAACUGGCUGCGGCGAACCUGAGCAGAUGGACCGGCCGCAUCGACGUCGACGCUCCCAUGCUCAAGAAACUGGCGCUGUCGUUCUCCAUCGACGGCGAGCUCGGCGUGUCCAUCGUGGCACCGAUUGUGGACAAGGUCUCCUGGGAGUGCAGCUAUUCCAGGCUCACCGUCGGGCUCGAUCCUUGGAGCCUCUCAAGCGUGAGCUUACAUGCCGCCGCUGAGGUGCCCGGGGAAGACGACGGCGCACGCUUGCAGCAGCACUCCAACGUGCUGUCCCUGCACAUAACUCACCUUCGAGCAGGAGAUUGGGAAACAUCUGGUUACCUCCGGAUUCUCUGCUCUGGAGCCACUUUUCACGACAAUGGAGUGUGAUUGUGAUAUAAGAUCGGUGGGGCAUGUUUUCGGGUCAUUUGCGUUGCGCCUGCUCGGGAUGCACCGGAUUCGUACCGCUACACAAAAGCUCAAGAUCAUCUUCCAGAGACCAGAUGUGAAAGCGGAAUGCCCGGUAAAUUGUCCUUGUGACGAGCCCAAGAGCUGGAGAAGCAAAGACAUCUCCUUGAUCAAUCUUGAACAAGUGGAAAUCGAAGGCUUGGAAGGGGAGGACCAUGAGUUCGAUUUCCUCAAAGUGGUAUUCAGAUGCGCACCAAUGCUUAAAAGGAUGGCUGUGCGGAUGUCUGAUGCGGUCAGGAUAAGUAACGGCCAGUGUUCGAAAAUAUACGACAUCUUCCGGGCAUAUCCUUAUGUGGAAUGCAAUGUUGAUCCUACUUAUGGGUCAAUGCAGAACAGCUAAAGUUCUGUGUUCUCAUGAUUCACAUUGUUAAGGGUCUGCAGUGUUCCUGAACAAUUUAUAUGGUUGGCUUGUUCUACGGCUGCCUGCUGAGUUGUGAAAUCAAUGGAAUUUCGCUCCUGCGUCGUUGCAACUUUUGACCGGUUUAUCUCAACCGGAUGUAAUCAGAAAUGCUGAUGCAACUUUUUAUUAGCUUCUUACUGUUUUUCUGUCUACAA